Molecule: messenger RNA, 1077 nt
Organism: Phycodurus eques (leafy seadragon)
Lineage: Eukaryota; Metazoa; Chordata; Actinopteri; Syngnathiformes; Syngnathidae
Gene: hs3st2
Product: heparan sulfate (glucosamine) 3-O-sulfotransferase 2
Exons: 2
Coding region: 1-1077 (358 amino acids)
Molecular function (GO): [heparan sulfate]-glucosamine 3-sulfotransferase activity
Source: RefSeq, a predicted model, not a curated record
AUGGCACAGCGGUUCCUGUCGUCCGCCUUCAUGCUGACCGUCUCGCUGUCGUGCACCUACCUGUGCUACAGCAUCAUCUUCGGCCGCACCGCCGUCAUCUCGGGCCGGCCGUACGAGGGGAGCCGAUGCCCGCCGAGCCCCAACGCGGCCGGGAAGAAACUUCUCGGCCAGUCGGAGCAGUGUGCCCGGCUGCCGGGGGUCCGCGCCGCCGCAGCCCAGCCCGGCGGUGUCGGUCCUCCUCCUCCUCCUCCUUCUUCUGCGGCGCGCUGGGUAAAAAACUCGAGUUCGGCGCAAAGGUACGGACAAAAAAAACUCCCCGGCGCCUUAAUAGUGGGAGUGAAGAAAGGAGGAACCAGGGCGGUGCUGGAGUUCAUUCGCAUCCAUCCAGAUGUGCGCGCGCUCGGAACCGAGCCACAUUUUUUCGACCGCAACUACGACCGAGGACUGGACUGGUACAGGGGUCUCAUGCCAAGAACACUGGACAGUCAGAUUACGUUGGAGAAGACCCCCAGCUACUUUGUGACCAGGGAGGCACCCCGCCGCAUCUGCAGCAUGUCCCAGCAGACCAAGCUGAUCGUGGUGGUACGCAACCCUGUCACCCGGGCCAUCUCGGACUACACGCAGACUCUGUCUAAGAAGCCCGACAUCCCCACUUUUGAGGAUCUGGCCUUCAAGAACAGGAGCCUGGGCGUCGUGGACACCUCGUGGAAUGCCAUCCGCAUUGGAAUGUACAUCCUGCACCUGGAGAACUGGCUGCGCUACUUCCGCCUCUCGCAGAUGCACUUUGUAAGCGGCGAGCGGCUCAUUACGGACCCGGCGGGCGAGAUGGGCCGCAUUCAGGACUUUCUGGGACUCAAGCGGAUCAUCUCGGACAAGCACUUCUACUUCAACAGGACCAAGGGCUUCCCGUGUCUGAAGAAGCCAGAGAGCAGCGGGCAGCCUCGCUGCUUGGGGAAAUCCAAGGGCAGGACUCACGUGCAAAUACAGCGGGAGGUCAUCGAGCAACUGCAGGAGUUUUAUAGACCCUUCAACGUCAAGUUCUUCGAAACGGUCGGACAGGACUUCAAAUGGGAUUGA